GCGGCGGCCGCCAUUGGCCCCGUGCUGCCGGCGGGCGGGCGGGGCGGGCGGUUCAAACGGCAACGGCCGCGCCGGGCGCUGUGGCGGAGCGGUGCUGGGCAGAAGGGCAGGCGCCUGCUGGCCUCAGGAUGUCUGUCAGCAGCGAUGAGGAGAUUCUGAAGUACUACGAGUUGCGCGAAACGAUUGGGACGGGUGGGUUUGCGAAGGUAAAGCUUGGACGACAUCUUCUUACCGGUGAAAAAGUUGCAAUAAAAAUCAUGGACAAGCUUGCGCUAGGGGAUGACUUGCCUCGUGUUAAAACAGAAAUUGAUGCCAUGAAGAAUUUAAGUCACCAACAUAUUUGCCAGUUGUAUCACGUAAUAGAGACAUCCAAGAAAAUAUUCAUGGUCUUAGAGUAUUGUCCUGGAGGAGAGCUGUUUGAUUACAUUAUUUCCAAGGACCGUCUUUCAGAAGAAGAAGCUCGUGUAUUUUUUCGGCAGAUUGUUUCAGCAAUUGCUUAUGUUCACAGUAAGGGAUAUGCCCACAGGGACCUCAAACCAGAAAAUCUGCUGAUUGACGAGGAACAUAAUCUGAAGCUGAUAGACUUUGGGCUCUGUGCAAAGCCAAAGGGAGGCCUUGAUUACCAUCUGAACACCUGCUGUGGAAGCCCAGCGUAUGCAGCGCCGGAGCUGAUUCAGGGCAAAGCAUAUAUUGGAUCAGAGGCAGAUAUUUGGAGCAUGGGUGUACUGCUGUAUGCUCUGCUGUGUGGCUUUCUCCCUUUUGAUGAUGACAACGUCAUGGCAGUCUACAGGAGGAUAAUGAGAGGAAAAUAUACUAUUCCAAAGUGGCUCUCUCCUAGCAGUACGCUGCUGCUUAGCCAAAUGCUACAGGUGGACCCAAAGAAGCGGAUUACAGUUAAGCAUCUGUUAAGUCACCCGUGGCUCAUGGAAGGUUAUUCAGAUGCUGUCCACUGGCAAAGUAAAUAUCCACAGGGACACCUUGACGAGGACUGCGUGACAGAGCUUUCCGUGUUUCACAACCAGAGCAGGGAGAGAAUAUUGGAAUUAAUAUCAGAGUGGAAUUACGACCAGUUGUCAGCAACAUAUCUCUUGCUUCAAUCCAAGAAGGCUCGUGGCAAGCGCAUUCGCUUACGGGUUCCGUUGCUAACAGAGCAUGCUAGCACAACUCCCUCAGCAGGCCCAGAGUCUGAAAAAACUGUGACAUAUGGAGAUGCACCAGACUCCAGUGAAAUGCCGUAUGCAUUUGGAUCCAUGGAAUUUUCUGAUGCAGCUUCCCUGUUUGAAGAGUCUCCAUUGGAAGAGUUUAUUCUAAGUAGUCACGGAACAAAGCAGCAUUCAAGGCAUGAUGCUCAACUGGAUAAUACGGAAUUCACACUGUCAACUCCAGUGACAAGAAAAGUGGCAUCAAAGAAGCAUGCAAACAAAGAGAAUGUUGAUACAGAGUCAGUGUUAAAAAAUGAAAUGCCCUUUGCGCUUCCUGCUCCAAAGACUCCGCUCGGAAAGAGUCAGAUUGAGAAGCAAGGACAAGGCAUAUCCAUUCAAGUACCUGCCUGCAAAGAGAGCCAGUUCACAACAGUCACCCCAAUUAAGAAACCCAAAAAUCCAGCAAAUACAAACGAACUGACAGCAGCUGAGGUUCUUCCUGAGAGAAGCAGGUGUCACUCAGUGGAACUAGAUCUCAACGUAGCUCAUGUGGAUUGCAGCCAAAAGAAGAGAAAGGCCAAGAUAUUUGGAAGCCUUGAAAGAGGCCUAGAUAAAGUGAUCACAAUGCUUACACCGAGCAAAAAGAAACGAUCCACUAGAGAUGAGCCAAGGAAACUUAAGGCACACUAUAAUGUUACCACUACUCAGCUGAUGAAUCCAGACCAACUGUUGAAUGAAAUAAUCGCCGUCCUUUCAAAGAAGCAAGUGGAGUAUGUUAAAAAGGGUUAUACGCUGAAAUGCCAAACACAGUCAGAUUUUGGCAAAGUAACUAUGAAGUUUGAGUUAGAAGUAUGUCAACUCAGUAAACCUGAAGUAGUUGGUAUCAGGAGACAACGGCUUAAAGGUGAUGCUUGGGUCUACAAGAGACUGAUGGAUGACAUUUUAUCUAGCUGCCAAGUGUGACUGGUUGAUGCACAUGCUGAGAAAGAAGCAGUUUUGAAAGAAGCAGGCUUUAAUCAUCAUUCUAAAAAGAUCUGUUUUGGAGAGUAAUUAUUGAUCACAUUCACAGCUGUACUUGAGAAUCUGUCUUGUGUUUUUUAACCAUCCCUCUUUGUAUAUAUGUUUCCGUCAUCUUUUCCCUUUAUAAGAAACUUCUCAACUUUCGGUAUUUUAACUCUUCUGAAAUAAAAAUUUAAACUGUCUUUACCCCAA
Messenger RNA from Anas platyrhynchos (mallard), 2354 nucleotides. It is a transcript of the gene MELK, whose product is annotated as maternal embryonic leucine zipper kinase. Gene Ontology annotation, biological process: protein phosphorylation; intracellular signal transduction. Gene Ontology annotation, cellular component: cytoplasm. Gene Ontology annotation, molecular function: protein serine/threonine kinase activity; ATP binding. Lineage: Eukaryota; Metazoa; Chordata; Aves; Anseriformes; Anatidae. The record is from RefSeq and is a predicted model, not a curated record.